This is a messenger RNA of Liolophura sinensis, 4835 nucleotides long. Its product is annotated as ankyrin repeat and SAM domain-containing protein 3-like. NCBI's taxonomy places the organism in Eukaryota, Metazoa, Mollusca, Polyplacophora, Chitonida, Chitonidae. Gene Ontology annotation, cellular component: cilium. The record is from RefSeq and is a predicted model, not a curated record. Gene Ontology annotation, molecular function: protein binding. The transcript is spliced from 13 exons. Bases 137 to 2611 code for a protein of 824 amino acids.
CUCAAAACAACAACAACACAAAUUGACCGAGGAAAUGUCAGCUGAAAGUUCACAAAUCCUGUUGUUUUUUAAUUCUUCUUGACAAAGACAGAAGUCAAGUGGAACAUUUAUUUGGCAGAUAUGAGCAGAUGACAGUAUGGCUAGUGAGCUGGCAUAUGAGGGUUCUGACGAAUCCUCAGAAAAUGAGCUGUUAGAGAAAAGUCUAUCUGUGUGGAGAGGAUGGAAUGCUGUGGGCAGGGAGGACUUUGCUCCUGUACCCCUUGACCUCCACACAGCUUGCAGCAUUGGCCACUUUGACUCAGUCCGCUCAUUUAUCCACAACAAAGAAGAAGACUUGAACAGAAAGAACAAAGGUGGUUGGACUCCACUGAUGUAUGCAUGUUAUAUUGGCCAUGAUAACAUUGUUAAUCUUUUACUGGAAGCUUCUGUGGAUGUAAACUGUAAAAACCUGAAGGGCCAAACACCACUGAUGUUAGCUGCCAGUUGUGGGAAUGAAAGCGUUGGUUACUUCUUGUGUCAGCAAGGGGCGGAGUUAGAGGCUCAGGACAAGAAGGGUUGGACGGCCUUGUUUCAUGCCACUUACUCUGGUCACCAGAAUAUGGUGAAGUUUUUACUAGAGCAAGGCUGUAAUAUAAAUGCCACUGAGCGUUGUUAUGGAAUCACCCCAUUUAUGGAAGCAGCAGCUGAAGGGCAUGAGAUUAUUGUACAGAUAUUCCUCCAGCAUGGGGUGACUGUAAAUGCUAAGACAUUCAGUGGGGACAUGGCUCGAUCGCUAGCUCUCAUGAAGGGUCACAUGAAGAUUGUCAGCCUGAUUGACAACCACCUGAUACAGACUCCUCUCAGAUCAGAACCAGGUUUAUUUGCUGACUUGAGCUCAUCAGAUGAGGCAGUUGGUCCAAGUAGACCCCACAGCAUGCGAUCUAAAUCCAGGCUGAAAGGGCCUAGUAUACGAGAUGGCCCUGAAGCGUUUGCUAGAUACCUAGACAGAUCUCGAUGCCCAGAGCCCAGCGUUCAACCUCUUAAUUCUUACAUUCCAAAUGGCUAUGUGACAUUUAACAACAACCAGUGUGAAGGAGAGAAUGCUGCCUCAGUUCAGAUCCGCUCACGUGAUGUCACUUCUCCUAUCAGUGCUAAUGACCACACCCUGGACAGCUCGGCUGGUAAAGAUUCUUUGGACAAUGAUGAAGAUUGGAACUCCUUCUCCAAAACAGGAGCAUUAACAAUAAAGAGUAACUCCAGCUCAAGUGGAGGGCUGGCAGCAGCGCUGGGGAUUAGUCGUGAUAAUAGUUUGGACAGUAAUGAAGACAUUCCUGGUGAGGUGCCUCCACCUCAACAACCUGUUCUUGACCGUCAACAGACUGAACAGCUCAGUGAUAACCUCCCUUGUCAAAGAACACCAGCAGAUGGCGCUAAUGGGCAAGAUGACUGCUCAACUCAAAGCCAUAUCUCUGCACAAGAUCGGAGUCAUUUUCCCUCUCAAACCACCAGUGAGUCUGUACAGUGGUCCCGGGCUCCUCAGGACUACUCAUUAUUUAGCCAAAGUCCAAAUGCGUUGCUCACCAAUAAUCACGGGUCUACUGUUAACAGAAGGGAUGGCGCUAACACAACUGUCAGUGCCCCUUUGUCCGAGGCCACCCUACCCUCAGAUAUCUGGAGAAUGCAGAUUAACCCGUUACCCACAAGUAGUUCAGCACCGUCCAAACAAAGUAUCAGUGAUGUAAUGCAUGAUGUGAGGCCGUUUUCAAAUGUUUCAACAGUGACUGCAGAUGUCCGACCUGUUCAGCAAGCGGGCAGAGCAAACUUAAGGGUGACGAUAGCUCAAAUGCCGACAUUUCACCCGAGAACUGGUCAAGAUAAUCUGGUGAGAAAUGUGACAUUACAUCAAGAUGACGGCCGACCAAAAGACCUGUCCGCCCUUCUGGAGCAGAUUGGGAUGUCACAAUACAAGAAAACCUUUUAUCAGCAGGAUGUUGACCUUCAGGUCUUUCUGUCACUCACAGAGAAUGAUCUCAAAGAAUUAGGAGUGCAAUUAUUUGGCCACAGGCGAAAAAUGACAAUUGCAAUAGCGCGCUGGCACAGCAAUGCGAAACUGUACAUGAGUAACCUGGAACAGGUGUAUGCUAAUAAGCUGGAGGCAGAGAUGCAGGAGAUGGCAAUACAGCUGCACAAGGUGUAUGAGGAGAAUGACCGUCUGAAGGCCCAGGUAUUGCAGGAGAGGGAGCUCAGAUCUGUGACAGAGAGCUGUUUGAUGGAGGAGAGGGCUGCCUGGCAGCAUACACAACACCUGGUCAGGGACACACGCCAGUGUUGUGAUCAUCUUAUGCCUGUCUUAAGGAAACUUAGAUACCAGCAGUGUGAAGUGAAGAGGCGAUCGUUACCGGAGACGCUACACUGGGAGGAGGCGGAAUCAGGGGGUCAGGGGAUCAAUCCCCAGGUUAGAUCAUCUUCAGCUAACACCACCCCACCACCCUCUUUCGAUGACCUCUUCUGGAAAAUUGAUUACUUCUUGAAACAUCUGGAACAAAAUAUCAAUUUGAUCAGACGCAAUACGGACAGACUGUUUGGUUCCCAGCCUCAGUUAAACAUUGCCGCUGGACCAAGAGGAGUUUAAUGACAGUCAUAGCUUUAGUGGGUAGAGGCCCACUGUACCAGGUGGGUGGCGAAUUUCUAACGCCCUCAGCCUUAAAAUGAGGCAAGGACAUUCAGCUGCCUAAAAAUGAGGCCUGGUCUUUCAGCUGCUUAAAAGUGAGGCCCAGAGAAGUGAUCUGGACGUUCAGCUGCCCAGUGAUGAGGUGUGGACUUUCAGCAGCACUCCAUUGUCCCCCUUAUCACCUCUCAACAUUUGUAGUUCAAUGCAAUUAUCUUGACAGAUUUCUUGUCAGGGCAAAGUUUGUGAUACAUUUACGGUAACACUAAAAUUAAGAUAAAGAUAACCUGCUUUGAACAUGUUUUGGAUCAUUUUCACCUUGUACUUGUACCUCAGGUGGUCUACAGUACAUUGUCUUGGAAGUGGUGGGGAAGUUCGGGUGGAGUGGGGCAGACAUUUUUCAGAUCCACUUUUAUCAUUAGGGGCAUAUCAAAGAUUCAUUUAAGGAGUAAAUAGUGUCUAGUUUUGUUGACAUUAUUUUUGUCCAAUUUUAGUUAUCCAGUUAUUGAAAUUUUACAUACAUCACUCUACUUACAAGAAGAAGGAUAAUAUUGCCUGACCUCAGCAAAUUAUCUGCAUUUUCCUGAACACCCGUACAUUAUAAUCAAGUUGCAACGAUUUUAUUUCAGUACCCUGAUUUAGUACUUCUCAAACCUUGAUCACAUAACACUCUGUAUAAGAAACGGGCAUUAUACAGUGGUAACUAAACAGAUUAACACAUUCAUUAUUAUAUAUUGUUUACUGAAGAGGUUAUCAAGCAACUUUAGUGUGUAAUACUGGCAUCACGCUACAAACUACUAAUCCAUUUAUGGCUUUUAUGAAACUCAUUUAUGCAUAGGUAAUGAGGUUUAAAAGCUUAAAGGUUUCACAGCAUGCUAAAACUGUUGCAAUUUGAAAUGCGCUGAGCAUGAGAAAUUUAUUGUCAGGUGGUUCUUGCAGAAUUACAUGCAUCUAAAAAGGCCUUCACCUUAUCGUGAUAUGUCACGAGAAGUCGGCAUCCGCCAUGCCCUCCAUCAGUCGUUCAUUAUUUUACAUCCUUCAUCGGUUUUGCACUUGAAAUGGUACCUAUUGUAUGUGGUUUCAAUAGAUGUUUUCUCUCAGGACACAAAGUUAUGAGUCACAGCCAAAACAUGCCAUUGCAUUUAGAGCAUCAUAAACAUCAAUCCCCGCUAAUGGCAGCCGUUGCACUUUUUCCUUUGAUGUUGAGCUGAAGGGGACAGACCAAGUAGCGGUCAGCCCAGUGUCCGUAUACUGUCACUGGAUACUGACUGAGGUAUGGCAUCAUUCCAGUGAGGCAUUACCAUACAAAUUUCCUGAUUAGGUUCAGCACCAUGUUGCAAGCAAACAAAGAAGUAAACCAAAUUCUUUGUAUGUAGAUUACAACCUAAGAUAAAAUCGUGUGCAUAGAUUCUAAACCAUCCAUUAGAUUUGUCUGCUAAAUGCUUUAGCUUGUAUGAUUGAGCCGAACAGAGAUGAACCUGCUCUACAUAUUGCCCACAACUGUGACUUUAUUAAAGUGGACUAAUUUGGAUAGACUGACAAGUGUGAUUGUUACAGAAAUUCAUUGUCAUCUGUAAAAUGUGCAAUAAAUGAAAUUAUUUUCUACAUCCAUAUAUGGCAGAAUGAAACAACGGAAUUGGAUCGGAAUUGAACAGUGACACAACAGUUCCCAUAAUCUCCUUUAUGGGAUUUGACGAUCACAUACAUGUAUAUAUGUUAUUUAUACGCUUAGGUCAUUACCUAUCCUGGUAAGCUACUUAAGAGUUUGUCACACUCGUUUUUCUAUACUGUGUUCACCGAUAAGUUGUGAAACAUGAUGUAAUUUAUUAUCUUGUGUGAGUCAUCAUGGGCAUUGUUAUCCAUCGCACUUGGCUAUGUUAGUCAUGAAGUGCCAGGACAGAAAUGGUACAUGCCAUUUGUUACAACUUAAUGAAAUAAACUGACUCAGAAAUGUUCGAAAUUUUUUUAACGACGAUGGAUUUUGUGAGUCACAUUGUUUUUUCUUUUUGAGGAACUGUUGAAUACUAUUGUGUUUUAUGACACCGUUAAUGUCCUGGUUAUUCUAUUCAGCGCAUGACCGUGGCACCAUACGCCAUGUCAUUCUUUACAACUACUGCUAACUGUAAAUGUGGCAUUGUUCCGUUUUAUUAUGAUAGCUUGGUUAAGUAAAUACAAUGUUACUUUUUUG